AGGCUGAUUGGUUCUGAACCUUUCAAAACUUCUAGUUUCCCCUUCCCCCUGACUCUCAGUCAGAAGAAGGGUCUCGACCCCGAAACGCCACUCAUUAUUUUUCACCAGAGAUGCUGCCUGUCCCGCUGGGUUACUCCAGCAUUUUUGUGUCUAUCUUCGGUAUCAUUCAGCAUCUGCUGUUCCUUCCCACACAACCUGGUUAAUAGUUUUUUUUCGCCCAGGCAAAGAACAAACUGCAAGUGGCACUCGACGAGUCAGACUGCAUUUCUGGAGAGUAAUGGGCAGACGAUGUUUUAGUGCGGGUUAUGCAUGCUGUCAGAGACAGCCCUGGACACGCCCUUUCCCUUGUUUUGCUGUUUAACCAACUUCUUUUCCUCCCGAUUGUGAUUAAACAGAAAGGCAACUCUGGAACGUUAUUCUCGCUUUCCUUCCCCAAACAAUGACCUGCUGAGUAUUUACAGCAGCGGUGUCGGUUUUCAUUGCUGGUGGAAAAAAAUGUCGGUGUCACACACAGUGACUCGAUGAAGGCGCAGGUGAACCAGACACUAAUUUCGCCUUUGAACGCAAUACGAGAGAGUACCUACCAGAUCAGAGGGCGGUAUCACUUCGUGUAUUUACUACGAAGGGAGUAAAGUGGACACGAGUGGACGCUGGAGCCCAGUAAACUCCUUGAUCUUGUCAUCAUCAUAUAUACUCCACAGAGGGACAGGAUUGGAUUUAGAGUUCCUUUCUCUAACCUUCACAAGACCAACGAUGGGACGGAAGACACGCCGUUUCCUUGUCCUGCUGGCUUCUUUAUUUUGCUGUUACUCUGUCACCUGGUUGAUAAAAGAGAAGGCGAAUUAUGCCAGAAACACACUGCAGGAGGGAGAACACCUACAGAGUCCUAAUUCAUCAGAAUGUGUGGAGCUGAGAAAAAUCCUAACUCUCAAACCUAAUAGGUUUACAGAAGAUCAUUAUAUCGAACUGUUCAAGAAAAUUCAGAAAUGCAGGUGGAUUAAAAAUUCGGACGAGCACCAAAAGAUCAGAUCACAGUUGGAGAAAUGCUGCAAUGCAACUCGAAAUUUUGUUGUUACACAAGUUAAUGCACCACUGGGAACAAAAAUUACUUAUGAAGCAGAAGCCAAAAAAAUAUUUGAAAUUACUCAAGAUACCCUUGAACUGAUUCCGGAGACAGAUCCUUUUAAAAAUCACAUCCUUAAACGUUGCUCUGUUAUUGGAAACGCAGGAAUUCUAACAAACAGCAGCUGUGGAAAGGAAAUAAAUGAGGCUGACUUUGUGUUCAGGUGUAAUAUUCCACCAAUCAUGGGUUAUGAGGAUGAUGUGGGAACUAAAACUGAUGUUGUGACAUUAAACCCAAGUAUUCUUAGGAAGAGAUAUCACAAUCUGAACACAAAGCGAAAGCCAUUUAUGGAAUAUGUAUCCACCUUUGAAAAUUCAUUGAUUCUGCUGCCAGCAUUUUCUUAUUCAUAUGAUACUUCAACUUCAUUUAAAGUUUCCUACACACUGCAUGAUUUUGGAGCAAAUCAGCAGGUUUUAUUUUUUAAUCCACUAUACAUGAAGUCCAUUGCUAAAUUCUGGAACACCCAAGGUAUAAGAGAGAUUCGUAUUUCCAGCGGUCUGCUGAUAUUAAGUGCAGCAUUGGAGAUGUGCGAGGAAGUUUGGUUAUAUGGGUUCUGGCCUUUCUCCAAAGAUCUCCAUGGAAACCAAUUCUUUCAUCACUACUAUGACAACGUGCUGCCAAUGAAAAUUCACUCAUUUUCCAAUGAAUUUUACAAACUGUUGCUUCUGCACAUGAAAGGUGUGGUAAAAAUUCAAGCUGAUCAAUGUGUAAAUAUACGGUAAAAUUGUUCUCUUAGAACUUUUUUUGAAGGGAACAUAAAGCGGAUAUAAGGCACACACUGGUAUGUACAUCGAUAAACCUUCCCAAAUUGUGAGUGACAUGAACAUUGGAAAUAGAAGCAGAACAAGGCUAUUCAGUCACACUACACAUUAUGAUUCCCUUAACAUCCAGUCUGAAGAAGGGUGCUAAGGGUUCCAUGUUUAGAGUCCCCACCCAAAACGUCACUUAUCCAUGAUCUCCAGGGAUGCUGCCUGACCUGCUGAGUUACUGCAGCUCUUUGUCAUCCUUUGGUCCCAGCAUCUGCAGUUCCUCGCUUCUAUAUCCAGAAAUUUGUGAACUCUUGCUUGACUAUACAUAGUGACCAAGCCUGAUCAGUGGUCGCAUUGAGCACACCAUGUUUCCUUGUAUGUUGAAAUUCUGCUUAGCCACAUAUUAGUGCUGAUCCUUAUUUCACCAUCCCUGAUGUCAGACCCUGUCUCUGAAGCUUUCUAAUCCUGGGUUCAGGCCAGCCCCACCCUGCCCCUCCUGUGUUAACACUAUGGUGUUGAACAUUGGAUCUUUCUGCUGUCUCAAUGGGUAACAGCAAAGUCAGCACCAACGUGACUUGCACCAUCAAAAUGCAGAACUGUAGGGAGCAACCAUGACUCCUGUUGGCCCAUUAUCAGAAAGAUAGCAAGAGUACCCUGUGUGGCCAAUCCCCUCACUCACACGAUUGAGGGAGUUGGGCAAUAAGGAGAAAUUCAGGAAUUAGAUUUCUGAAGACUCGGAGGUGAUUUCAAUAGGAUGUACAUCUUUGUAAAUGGGAGUGACAGUGUUGAUGCUGGCCAUUCGUUUCUGCAACCUAGAAAAUCUAAACCUAACAAAAGGAGUCAACAAUUUAGAAUGGAUACAAGGGGAUAGUUUUAACUCGGAGAGCUGUAAGCUUUUGGAGGUCUCUAAGCCUGGUGACCAGAGAAAAGGGGGGACCUGGGGGAAAGAGGGCAAAUUAGUUUUUAAGCUGCAUGGCGGUUGGGGUAGGGUAAAGGUAAUAGGGUCAAGGAAAAGGACGAGGUAGAAGAUGAACAAUGGUUUUAUUGAAUAUAGAAGUAGCCUUGCGGAUCCAAGUGGUUUUGCUCUACUUCAGUUUUAUAUUCCCAUUUCCUUUUGCUUCAGUUUUAGGAAACAGGGUAGUUGGGAUAUGACUACCCAUCAUAAAGUAUUUAUUAUUGAACAACCAGAGACAAAUCUGGUGAGAGAGAUACCUCAGCAACAACCUUAAAUGUGUGGUCUUUCCUGGUUUAUGACCAAGAGUUUGUUGUGGAUUGCUAAAGCGGUUUAAAUGAAGCCAUUGUAAUUCUUCUGUUUCCUGGAUAAAGACUUUUGUCGCUCUCCCAGGCUGCAACUUUGAAAGUACAAUUUGCAAGCUGCCUAGGGAGAUAAUUCUCUCUGUGUGUUCUUGGCAUCAGAUAUGUUCAUCAGUGUGAUCAUGAUCAUGUGGGUUCCUGUAACAUUACAAUAGGAUUCAUGCACCACACGCUGUUUUCCUGUCCUCAGUUCAUCUGAGGGGUGUCCACAUUGGUUAAGAUUUAGUCUGUGAAUGAAGAAUCACUGGUUGGUUACAUCUUUUGUGUAAAAGUGUCAGUUUUCUUACAUCCUAACUUUCUGAAUGCUCAUCUGCAAUGUUUCCAUUCAAAAAAAGAGUUUGUUUUCAGAUUCCUCCAACUGAAGUGCAUUACCUCACACUUUUCCACCUUAAACUCCACCCCCCCCCCUCACUCGACCUAUUCAUAUCCUGCAACAGAGUCCAAAUAUCCUCAUCACAAUUUGCCCUCACACCUCCCAAUAGCUAUAACAGCUGCAGCUUACAUUUCCUUGUCCAAGAUUUCACAACAGCAGAAGUAAUCUAUUUUUUCAUCAUCCUUAUCAAUUUUGUCAAAACCAAAGUCGCAAUCAAAUUGUAUUUUGCAUUUCAGGGUGUACAACCUUGUUUCAUAAAUGAAAGUCAAAAACUGCAAAUGCUGGAAAGCUGAAAUAAAAUCAGAAAAUGCUGGAUAGAUUCAACUGGUCAGGUUUCUGGCAGGCCAAACAGAGUUACAGUUUUGUUUAUUUUCACGUGUGUCAAGGCACAGUGAAAUUUUUUUUUUGCGUGUUAUCCAGUCAGCGGAAAGACAAUACACGAUUACAAUCAAGCCAUUUACAAAGGAAUAACGUUUAGUGCAAGGUAAAGCCAGCAAAGUCCGAUCAAGGAUAGUUCGAGGGUCACCAAUGAGUUAACAUUGCAGAUCAAAGUUUCUGCGACAGAAAUAAGAGAGAGAACAAGUUUGUUUGAAGUUGCAGGGAGGGUGAGGGUGGGAGGGAUUGUGUAAAGGUAACAAGGUCAGGACUGCUGUGAUGAGAAAAUGCUUAUGAAGCCAUCUGGUUGAUAGAAUAGUAAUAAGCUCCUCAUAAAGCCAUUUGGCUGGAAGAUUAAUCUCCCCAAGCACCUGCAAUAUGUUUCCAUUUAGAAAAUAGUGUCUUUUGGUUCCUUUAACUGAAAUACAUUACUUCACACUUACCUACGUUAAACUCUAUCCACCACACUCGACCUAGCUACAUCUUGCACCAUUUCAAACAUUCAUAAUUUGCCCUCUUACCUCUAAAUAGUUUCAGCAGAGAACAGGCAGAACAGAGUAGUGUUUCUUUUCACAUCAUCUGGAUAUAAACUGCAUUUUCCCCUGUUUUAUGAACUGAACAUGGAUAGAGUAUUCAAAUUUUGUAUUAAAAUAAUACAUAAUCAUACGGCCAUACUAAAAACACGAGGAGUUUGGGUGAAUGCACACAGUCCUUUUUCCAUGGUUGGGGAAUUUUAAAAAACUGGUUAUUGAUUUUGGAUAAGGGGAAAUAAUUUUUAUAGAAAUCUGAGAGGCAAUUUUUUUUCACGCAGAGGAUGGGACGCAUAUGGAACAAGCUGCCAGUUGAGGCAGGUAAACAGGGCCAGUUUGAGGGGUUAGCUUAGAUGGGCAUUAAAUGGGCUUUAAGUGUAUUUCCAUGAUUUUGGUGUUUACAAAUAAAUUAUGAAUUAUAAAUAUAAAUUGCAAAGAUUAACAAUUAAAAAUAUUUUUAU
Molecule: messenger RNA, 4925 nt
Organism: Leucoraja erinaceus (little skate)
Lineage: Eukaryota; Metazoa; Chordata; Chondrichthyes; Rajiformes; Rajidae
Product: alpha-2,8-sialyltransferase 8F-like
Exons: 7
Coding region: 754-1845 (363 amino acids)
Biological process (GO): oligosaccharide metabolic process; N-glycan processing
Molecular function (GO): alpha-N-acetylneuraminate alpha-2,8-sialyltransferase activity
Source: RefSeq, a predicted model, not a curated record